Gadus morhua (Atlantic cod) is the source of this 1343-nucleotide messenger RNA. RefSeq lists its product as uncharacterized. The transcript is spliced from 4 exons. The coding region runs from base 502 to 1215 and encodes 237 amino acids. The record is from RefSeq and is a predicted model, not a curated record. NCBI's taxonomy places the organism in Eukaryota, Metazoa, Chordata, Actinopteri, Gadiformes, Gadidae.
AGAGAGAGAGAGAGAGAGAGAAGAUAUAUAAGUAGAUAACAUGGUUUUCUACUGUAUUUGUGGCGGGUGCAACAACUCCAGCAAAAGUGGACAUAGGGUCCAUUGCUUCCCCAAGGACAAAGGGAUUCUCCGAAGCUGUGUGCAAUUUGUCAAGUUUAGGCGGGCAGAUUUUUCAGCUAGCUCUGUUACCGCGUACUCCAGAAUAUGCAGCGCGCAUUUCAAGGAGGAGGAUUACCACUCAGGGGAUGCCAAGAUGGUCUCACUUGGUUUAAAGAGUAAGAGGACGGCGAAGUUAAUUCCUACCGCCGUGCCGUCUGUGCAUGCAAACCACUCUGCCUGCCCUGUCCCGAGGUCGAGAGACACCGUCUGCCGCAAGCGAGAGAUUGCCACGAUGUUGACAGACGCCUCACAGCAGGAGACCGUGGCCAGUGUAGACACUGUGGAGAGUGUCGAUACUGGGGAUCAGCCCUUGCCCUCCUCCACUUCUGACGCUGGGACACAAUGUUUUUUGAAGCCCCCCCGAUGGUCUCACGGCAAUCUCAUAACAUUCUGUUUACUGGUUAUGUUUGCUAUAAUUCAUAUGCAGGACAAUUUCAUGUGUUUCCAUUUCAAAAAGGAAUUCUGUCUGUCCAUCUUCCUGUCUAUUUGUACGUUUUCCGUCUGUGUGUCUGUCUGCCUCCCUGCCUACCUGUCUUGGUCUUUUCAGGCUCAUUGGCAGCAGUCAAGUUGGAGAACAUAAUGAUGAGGGCUGCCUUGCUGAAAGAUGUUCGUCAGCUGUCUCCACAGCACCAGACCUUCUCCCUUGAGGCUUACCACUCCCUCAUCUUGCACUUCGCGCCCAAGCACACAGGGUUUUCAUACCUUGGGAUGUAUAGCAGGCUUCUCUUAGCGGCGCUGCAUUAUAAUCACAAUGCCAAUCGCGAGACAGCACGGAGAAGUGACGGGACAGAGAAGUACUGCGUGCGUUAUCCGCGCUUCAGAAAAGGUGCCCAUGUGGUGCGUCCAAUCAAAGAGGCAGCCUCAUACGGUUAUGCAACAUCAUUAAUGAAGGCCCUUCGGGAGAGCUACGCCAAUUCACCCGCGGUUCUUCGAGAGGUUGGCGCCAAUCUGUCCUCCGAUGCACCCGCCCCCAUCGCCAAAUCCUUCGAACAGAUUCCUAAGGAGGAGGCCAUCAGCCUCUACCUAGCCCGGCAGUCACGCUUCAAGAAAACCUAAUUUCACAUUAUUAUUUUUUUCCACGGACAAGUCCAAUGAUUUAGUUGUUAUUUGCAUGAAAUUUCUUUGUAUGUAAUUCAAAAUAAUUUGGUAAUCAUUUUACCUGUGCCUUGUCAACCUCUGUGUGC